GUCCGUCCACCGAGGAGACUCUCGGCUCUUGAAAAAAUGUUGACAAACGAAAAAGAAGGGGAGCGAACAGCGAAGCAAGGCAAGUGCUGGGCCGUCCUUGGUUCCUCGUCCUCUCUCCUCGUCUCCUGACUUCCGAGGCUUCCGAGUCAUCAGCGCUUUGACUGUUUGGAUUCAAUAGAGAAGGAGCCAGUUAGAGUGGCUUUCAUCGAGCCCAUCCAUAGGCAGAAUGACUGACUGACUGACUGACUGAAAGGCCUGCUGACUCUUGACAUAAUCCCGGGGCCCGCAUGCAUGUGGAGGGGCAUACUCACUCCAUCGUGUUCCAUUGAUUGCCGUGACAUGAGACCAGUGUGAUGUGAUAAUGAGCACCGCUCAUCAUUAAUCGACUGGAUCAAGGCUGCUAGGCGGCUGGCUGGCCCAUACCAUCGUGCCUUGUUUUGUGAAGUCGUCGUCUCCUCAGCCCAUUGCCUCAGAAUUUGUUUUCAAUGGUCUCUUUUUCAGCCCGUGACCUCUCUCGUAUUUCUCUCAUCUCUCUUAGUAGUUAAUUGUCACACGAGAGGUUUGAGCCCGUGUGUCCGUGUUCCACUCAAGUAAUUGUGACCAUCAAAUGAGCCUCCGUUGUCGUCUCGUCGGUUUAUUAAAGUGCUUGUUUGCCGAACUGACCGGAGUGGGUGCUUAUGCCCUAUCCCUUACCCAUGGACCCGAUGCACGCACGCCUCCCGUUGUCUCACUUUCACGCCUUCUCUCUUUCUCAUUGACCGAGGCCACAUGGGGCAAAGGGAAUGUUCUAGGGCCAGUGAUCCAUGCUGAUAUUCGCAACAAGCAUGACUAAGGCCGGUCAUCCCGUGUAGCCGUCUAGGAAACGCUCUCGCCAGGAGUACUUGUACACUUUGAGGAUACAUACAAGCUUGAGACUCCUACAUUGACGACUCCAAAACAGCGCGCAACGACCCACUCAUUGCUAGGCUACUUGCUGACUUCGCCAGUUUUCAUUUCCCUCGCCUACUCUCUCCUUGUGUGCCAACCCACUCACACACUAAGUGAGUAGUGACUGAGUGAGUGAGAGACUUAGUGACUUAGUCUUUUGCUUCCUUCCUACUUGGGUUCGUUCCCUCGCUCGUUCCUCGCUGGCUCGUUCCUGGCUGACUCGUUGAGUUCGUCGAAAAGUUUGAUUAGUGAUUGUGGCCAAACUGAAGAAUUCAAGGAAACCUGCCCCACCCGCUGUUGGCCUUUGAUCAAGGCUAAACCGACCGUCACGACAUUGCCGUUGGGCCCAAGUCAUUCUCGAUUAAGUCUGACCAUCCGCGGCCAUUCUUACUCGGGUGUUCUAAACGAUUUCGCCGUUCAACCCGCCCAUCUCUGCCGGACCAGAAAGAACACCGUGUGAUGCUGAUUAUGAAUUGUUCAAGUGUCUGAAUGGGUAUAAAUGAUCCCAUUGUCGGUUAAAGUGUCAUUCGUCAAACGCUGGAUUAGAUUGGCGAGGGAUCCAAUCCUUACUGAGUCGUGAAGUGAAUCUCGCUCAGAUUCAGACUUCUUCGCUCAUAUUUAGUGCUAUUCCAAAUAAAAACCGCAUCCCGGUAACUUCCAACUGAACCGCCUCGCCAUGCAGCUUCGUUUGAUCCAAAUGACAAGGAAGGCUGGUAUUUCGGAGCCAUGUCCAGACAAGAUGCUACGGAUCUCCUAAUGGCCGAGCGAGAAGGCGGCGUUUUCCUUGUCAGAGACAGUGCGACAAUUCAAGGCGAUUAUGUGCUCUGUGUCAGAGAGGACAAUAAGGUGUCGCAUUAUAUUAUCAACAAAAUCCAACAAGGAGAACAAACUCGGUAUCGCAUUGGCGAACAAAUGUUCACCGAUCUACCCGCUCUUCUCAACUUUUACAAGGUCCAUUAUCUGGAUACCACGCCUCUGAUUCGACCUGCUCCCAAACGAGUGGAAAAAGUGAUGGGCAAAUACGAUUUUGAGGGCAACGAUCCGGACGACUUGCCUUUCCGAAAGGGAGAAAUCCUGACCGUGGUGUCCAAAGACGAGGAACAAUGGUGGACGGCGAGGAACUCCUUGGGUCAAACUGGGUCGAUCCCACUACCUUAUAUUUGCAAGGCCGACGAUCUCCCUUUUAAGAAUGGUGGAGCCACUCCCGCCAAAAGCCAAACCAACCACAUUACAAGCACAGAUCGUCAUCAACCAACGAUGGUCAAACCAUCAAGUAUACAGAGAAAACUGCCCGCCUAUGCGCGAGUAAAACAAGCUCGAGUGCCCAAUGCUUAUGACAAGACUGCUCUUCGACUCGAAGUGGGUGACGUGGUCAAAGUCACUAAAAUGACUAUCAAUGGUCAAUGGGAGGGUGAACUCAACGGCAAAGUCGGUCAUUUCCCUUUCACGCACGUGGAAUUCAUCGAGUCCUCGGAUUCGGGAAUCGAGGAACAUAGUUGACCGAUACUCGACCAUCCUGUGCGUGGUUCAAGACCAAUUCGGUCUUGAGGUAAUCCCAGUGCCAAAAUGAAUAAGAACUAAUAGUAUCAUGAUAUCGUUUUCAAAUGAGUGAAAGUGGAUAAACGUACGUACCUGGUGCAUUAAACAGAAUGGAAGAAUUACUUGGAAGGAGACAAGGAUCAUUCAUUCAUUCAUCAUCCAUCCAUCCAUCUAUGAUUCAUUCAUUCAUUCACGUUUCCAUUCAUGCAAUCUUCGUCGUCUUUUGCAUGCCCGUGAUACUCCGUGUUGUUUGACGAGCCCUUGCUGCUCAGAGUGCGAGUGCGAUUCCAGCACCUUGACGUGUUAAAACUAAGACCGCGAAUUUUUUCAAUGACAUCAGAAGAGGAAUUAAAACAAGUUACACUCCGUUAUCAUGCUAAUGAACAAAUUAUUACAUGGGAGAGUGAAAAUAUUGUUUCAGUGGUUUGUGAAACUGAUGGUGUUCAUCCCAUCGCAAUGAUUUUUCCAGGCAAACUGUUGAUUCGCCUUUGCCUCGCCCGAAUAUAUUAAAGCAAACAAAAGCGAAAGAGAACAGCGACUUUUUGUGCAAUGUCUAACCGUAAAUGAACCCUUCUAAUGAUUACCGAAGAGUCUUAUUCAUGAGAGCUUGCAAUGCAAUCGAGCACAGUCGAAGAAGAAGCCGAUGAGACCGUUUGAUUAAAGCUCAUCAUGUGACUAAUGCUUAUCUAUGAUGUUAUUUUGACAUUGAAUUUUGACUGAUCGUUUGUGCACAACUGCUUCCAUUAUAUGUAUGUGAGGUUUGUGUAAAAUAAAAAAAAUAAUUCA
Tigriopus californicus is the source of this 3252-nucleotide messenger RNA. It is a transcript of the gene Crk, whose product is annotated as adapter molecule Crk-like. NCBI's taxonomy places the organism in Eukaryota, Metazoa, Arthropoda, Copepoda, Harpacticoida, Harpacticidae. The record is from RefSeq and is a predicted model, not a curated record. Gene Ontology annotation, molecular function: protein binding. The coding region runs from base 1654 to 2427 and encodes 257 amino acids. The transcript has 6 exons.